This is a messenger RNA of Macrosiphum euphorbiae (potato aphid), 897 nucleotides long. The record is from the annotation of a GenBank genome assembly. NCBI's taxonomy places the organism in Eukaryota, Metazoa, Arthropoda, Insecta, Hemiptera, Aphididae.
AUGGAACGCAAUCAAUUCGUAUGGCUGUGCAAAGAACUCUUUCAACGUUUGAUUUCCGUAAAAAUCAAAACGUAUGUAUUUUUUAUCGCAAUGGGUUUGGUAGAAUUCGGAAGUAUUCCACACUUGCAAAGCAUCGGCUUUUUUUGCGGGGAUCCCAAAAUAAGCUACAAAUACCAAGGCGAUACGGUGGAGUCUCAUGUGCUUAUACUAGUUACCCUCAUAGUUCCAUAUUUAGCCGCAAUGAUGACCGAAUACUGCACUAAAGAAAAAAACAAAUUUGAUUCCGAACGGUAUGAAUGGCUUAAAGAAUCGUUGAGGUGGUAUCGUCAAUAUAUCUUAGGACUGAUAUUCGUAUUUUUUAUAACAGACGUCGGCAAACUUCUGAUUGGUGAACCAAGGCCACAUUUUUUAGAUACUUGUCUUCCUAAAGAAGCCAAAAACUGCACUAAUAGGUAUAUUGAUCGUUAUACAUGUAUGAACGAAAAUGAAAGCACAUAUAUCAUACGAGAUGCCAGCAAGUCAUUUCCAUCGGGCCAUGCUUCCAUUUCAGUGUACGGAUCAAUAUCUUUAGCCUGGUAUCUACAUAACAAAUGCAAAUCGCGUUCGUUGCUGUUAAUGCCAGUCUUACAAGCGAUGUGCAUGCUCUGGGCCAUGUUCUGUUCCCUGACUAGAAUCACAGAUCACAGACAUCAUUGGUGGGACGUGUUGGCUGGUUCGAUAAUUGGAAUCAUGAUCUCCACUUACAUUAAUGGAUUGUUCGACAGACAAAAAAACGAUAACAAAUCGCAUUCGACCACUGAAACCUGGUCCAACGAGACGACGGACAACGGGUACUUCACUGCAGCAAGACUAUUAAACGUCGUCGCCGAUGGUAAAAAUCCAUCUCUGAAUUUGUAA